AUGGCAUCAGAGUCGUUCAAAUUCGCAUCCAAUGAAGUGCGAGAUAAGACACCAAAAAAUGGAGGAGAGUACGAUUUUAUCAUUGUUGGGGCUGGCAGUGCUGGUGCCACCAUAGCUUCGAGACUAAGUGAAAUUCCAGAAUUAAAAGUUCUACUGAUAGAAGCAGGUGGACAUGAAAAAUUAAUCAUGGACGUGCCGCUACUAGCAUUGUACUUACAGCUCGACAAAAAUGUCAAUUGGGAUUACAAAACUGAGCCUUCAAACGAUUACUGCCUCGGAAUAAAAAAUCGACAAUGUAAGGUAGCAAUGGGAAGAGUACUGGGAGGAACAAGUUCAAUAAAUUUAAUGUUAGCAGUUCGAGGUAACAAACAAGAUUACAACGAUUGGGCUGAAUUGACGGGUGACAAUAGCUGGUCUUACGAAGGAAUGCUGCCAUAUUUUAAAAAAAUGGAGAAUUUUAACAACGACUGGAUCGAAUACAAUGGCACCUAUCAUGGUUCGGGUGGUCCAGUUCAUAUAACGCAUCCAAACUACCGUAGCGCAUUAGCUGAAGCUUUUAUCGAGGCUGGCAAGGAAAUGGGUUUUUCUUCAGGUGACUACAACGGACCAACGCAAACAGGAUUUCAUUUCAUGCAAACUAAUCAAAUAAAUGGGGAAAGGAUGAGCAGCAAUCGAGCCUACUUACAUCCAGCUAAAAAUAGAAAAAACUUGAUAGUUAGCAUAAACAGUCACGUGAACAAAGUCUUGAUUGACCCUCAGACGAAAACAGCCUAUGGUGUGGAAUUCACUAAACAUGGAAGAAAGAUCAAAGUUACGGCGAAGAAAGAAGUUAUUCUGUCAGCUGGUGCCAUAGCUUCUCCAAAGUUACUUAUGCUUUCUGGGAUUGGGCCUAAGGAACACUUGGAAAAAUUUGGUAUUAAUGUCUUGCAAGACUUACCAGUUGGUCGAAAUUUGAUGGAUCAUGUAGCCUACAGUGGACUAUUCUUUACGAUCAAUAAAACAAUUGCCAUUGUUAUAUCUGACGUUUUGAAACCAACAAACCCAGCAAUACCUAAUUAUUUAAACAAAAGGACAGGGCCCUUGGCAAGCUUAGGUACUGCAGAAGGUAUAAGUUUUUUUAACGUUGACGACCUGAAGGAUCGAUCUGAUAGUCCCAACAUUGAGUUUAUGUUUGCUUCUGGGACUUUAGUUUCUGAUCCGUUCGUUCAUAAUAUUCUGGGAAUAACUGGAAAAUAUUGGACUAAUUAUUUUGCUGACAAACUUGGCCGUCAUGCGUGGCUGAUAUGGCCAAUACUGUUGAAGCCAAAAAGCCGUGGAAAAAUAUUACUGCGAAGUACGAAUCCAAAAGAUAAACCAAGAAUCAUACCUAAUUACUUCUCUGAUCCAGAUGACGUUCGCGUUUUGAUAAAAGGAAUUCGAGCGACUAUUCAAUUAAGUAAGACAAAAGCUAUGCAACAGUAUGGUUCACAGUUAAAUGAUCGAGUUGUACCUGGGUGCGAGAAAUAUGAACCUGAUUCAGAUGCUUACUGGGAAUGCGCUUUGAGGACAUAUACCUUUACCAUAUGGCAUCACUCAGGUACUUGUAAAAUGGGACGUGAUGAUGAUGAAUCAUCUGUCGUUAAUUCAAGAUUGAAAGUUAAAGGCAUUACCAACUUAAGAGUAGCCGAUACCUCUGUGAUGCCUAAUAUUGUUAGAGGUCAUACUAGUAUUCCGACAAUAGCGAUCAGUGAAAAGAUUUCUGAUAUAUUGAUAUCGGAAUAUGCUCAUCAAAUUGAUUCAAAUUAA
Copidosoma floridanum is the source of this 1785-nucleotide messenger RNA. Its product is annotated as glucose dehydrogenase [FAD, quinone]-like. Gene Ontology annotation, molecular function: oxidoreductase activity, acting on CH-OH group of donors; flavin adenine dinucleotide binding. The record is from RefSeq and is a predicted model, not a curated record. NCBI's taxonomy places the organism in Eukaryota, Metazoa, Arthropoda, Insecta, Hymenoptera, Encyrtidae.